Cajanus cajan (pigeon pea) is the source of this 1320-nucleotide messenger RNA. The record is from RefSeq and is a predicted model, not a curated record. NCBI's taxonomy places the organism in Eukaryota, Viridiplantae, Streptophyta, Magnoliopsida, Fabales, Fabaceae.
AUGGUUGAUUUGUUAGAGCGUUUCUCCGCAGUUUCAAGUUUGCAUUUUAAUCCUGAAAAAUCUAAAGGUCACGUAUCGGCUGGUGUACCAUCUCAAGUAAAGCAUAAUUUAGUAGAUAUUACUCAUAUUCGGUUAACAGGUAAUCUAGGAAGGUAUUUGGGCUGUCGCGUGGUGCAUGGUAGGGUGACGUCGGCUCAUUUUGAUUACAUUAUCGACAAGGUAUCACAACGACUAGCUUCUUGGAGGGGAAAACUGUUAAAUCGAGCUGGUAGGGUAACAUUGGUUAACUCCGUUGUGGCUGCUAUUCCUUCUUAUACGAUGCAGUUUCAGUGGUUGCCGCAAACAAUUUAUGAUGCGCUUGAUAGGGAGGCACCCAAGACCUAUACUCAAUUGCAUGAUGGUUUUCAACUACAGCAGGGUGCCGGACACGUGCGGUUCUGGUAUGAUGUUUGGUUGGGCAACUCGGCACUUUGUUUAGAUGUCCCUUAUGUGCAUUUUCGAGAUGUGAAUCUUCAGGUAUGUGAGGUAUUGCAACAGGGGAAGUGGAUCUUGAACAUUCUUCAUACCCCUAUCCCUGAUACUUUACGUCAACGUAUUGAAGGGCUUAGCAUGACCCUUCAUCAUUCCUUACUGGAUGUUUGGGUCUGGAACGGAGCAUUGUCAGGGAGAUAUACGGCUUAUGAGGGGUAUGAGUGGCUAUUGGCACGGGAGGAUGGCAUCCAUGACUCGGUGUGGGUUGAGGAUGGAUUUCAUAUUUUCUUUGGUUGUGAUGUAACUGUGUCGCUAUGGCAAUCUGUGUUCCCUGGUUUGGUUCUACCACAAUGGGGUACAAUCAAUUGGUUCUUAUGGUUGAAGGCUAACAUUGACGAGCCUGGGGUCAUGCUUGCUAUGUCAUCUCUGUUUAGAACGUUAUGGGGACCACAGGAGAGGGUGGCUCGACAGGAGCAUCACGUUACAUGCUUACAAGCUAGCCAAGGGCAAGUCACGGUGCAUGUGGAUGGCAGUGCGCUUGGUAGCCCGGGUCCGGCGGGUUAUGGAGGUUUAUGUAGAGACAACUUUGGUCGUUGGCUUAUGGGUUUUUAUGGGGAUGCUGGAGUUGGGGACAAUCUCAAAGCAGAGUUAUUAGCUAUCCUACAUGGUAUGAAGUUGGCAUGGAGAGCUAACUUUCGCAAUAUACUUUGUGUUUCUGAUUCGUUACUGGCAGUCAAUUUGGUGUUGGGACCAUUGGAUGUGUUGCAUAAGUAUGCUCCUAUCAUUGCUCACAUUAAGGAGUUACUGCAACAAUCUUGGAGUGUUUGUGUUUGCCAUUCUCUUCGAUAA